This is a messenger RNA of Medioppia subpectinata, 306 nucleotides long. Lineage: Eukaryota; Metazoa; Arthropoda; Arachnida; Sarcoptiformes; Oppiidae. The record is from the annotation of a GenBank genome assembly.
AUGACAAUAUAUCUGUCGUCUCAGCGCUUCUUCGUAUUGUCCAAACAAAUUAUUAGUGUUUACUCUAUUCCUCUGGUCUUAAGUGAAUCGUCCAAUCGUUUCCAAUCUAAAAUGGCAAAUGAAGGCCAGGAAACGGAAGGCAGGAUUCCGCGGACAUUAAGCACAUCUGCUCUCAGAAUCAAAAACAGAUAUUCAUUUUGGGAGAGAUUGCACUCAACGCCCCGUAGAGGCGGCCCAUCCGGUGAAGAACCGUUUUGCAGAAUAACGGCAUUAUUAUUGUCUCUAUUUUACGAACAAAUUCCAUAA